AUGAAUAAAGGCUAUAUUAAGAUUGCUUUGGCACUUUUAAGUCUCGCAGGAUACACACAAAAUGUAACAUUUGCAACUGGGCACCCUUCAGAUGUUACUAUUAACGCCAACCCCUCCCGCCAAAAACCAUUAUUUGAAGAGUUCCCAGAAUUGGCAUGUGAAGACCUUGAUGAAGCUUUAGUAGCAUUGGAUCACGCAAACGAUGCUUCAGAAUUUUUAAUAAAACUUUCUGAGACAGGUAUAGACGAUUAUUCGACCCAUUCUACAGAAAAUGGAGAUAAAAUUAUAUAUUCUAAGAAAAUUGGAAAUAUGGAUAUUGGAAGACUUCAUCUUACGAUCCCAUCUGCCUCUAACUACUCUAACGUAUUAAGGAAACUCUGGGAUUUCAAUCAUAACAAAAAACCCGAUGAAAGGUUUAUUAAUGGAAAGCUUGCUCGUGUAUACUGCAAUUAUUUAAUCGUGCUUGAAAAACUUAGCAUAGAUCCUAAUUAUACACCCCUCACAAAAAAAUAUGCUUUAGCCGCAAGAGUUAAACAUUCAAAUGACACAACUGUAAUUCUUUGUCCUUCAAGACCUCUAAAUUAUCUCGGUCAAAAUGAUGAUGAACCUAAUAUGAAUGAAAUAUUAGAAAAUACACAAUCAAUCGAAACUGACAUUGAUCCUGAGGAAGCAUUAACCAAAUUAAGUGCUAACAUAGCCGGAUUUGUAGUUAAAAAAGGGGAAGAUAACGUUCAAGUUACUUAUAUCAAUGCUAUUUAUGAUGCUGGAAAUUCUACCGAAUAUGACAACGAUAAAAGAGAAAGAGAACUUGCAUAUACAAAUAUCCUAAGCUUAGCACAACGCAUUUGA
Plasmodium yoelii is the source of this 849-nucleotide messenger RNA. RefSeq names its product fam-a protein. The coding region runs from base 1 to 849 and encodes 282 amino acids. The transcript has 6 exons. Lineage: Eukaryota; Apicomplexa; Aconoidasida; Haemosporida; Plasmodiidae. The record is from RefSeq and is a predicted model, not a curated record.